GCCAACCUCAAGAUGAAAAGCGUGUGAUUGUCUUCCGAAUGAUACAGUGUGCGUAGAUGGUAAACUGGGACUAUAUAUCCUCCAUGGAGGUUCUUUUCUUCAUUUAACUGCAAGCAAGACUGUGGGUAUUUGUUGCUCCUCUUUCAAUUUAACAUGGAGGUGCCAACCUGUGCCCAGAAGGUUAACAACCAUGCAGCAUCACUGUUGGCAUAUCUAAACAUUCAGAGACAACAAGCUCAGUUCUGUGACUGUGUUCUCAGACAGAGACAAAGCCCGGGUCAACUAUAUUCUGCACACAGGUGCGUCCUGGCUGCUUCUAGUCCAGUACUGGCAUCUCUCUUGUCCUCUACUGGUGCCCUGGUGGAACUGCAGGCUCCGUGUCUGACUGACUCUGUGCUUGCACUGCUUUUGGAGUACAUUUACACGGGAGCUUUGCCACACACUCAUAGCCAGCAGCUGUAUUACAGUCUGCUCACUGCGGCCUGCCACCUGCAGAUGGAUAAACUGGAGGAGGAUCUGAGGACUUGGCAACAGUCUGAGGUCAAUGCUGUUGAUACUGAACAUGCAUCGACUGGAGUUGAAAAUCAGUCAUAUAAAACAACCAAUACUGUUAAUGGGACGAGUGUGCACACCAUGAGAGAUCUGCCACCAACAUCCAGUACUGAUGCCUUUAGAAGACCUGAAGUAAGAGACACUUCCAGUAUGCAAAGUACUGCAAGUUCACCAGAGAGAGCAACUCAUCAGUAUUCAGCCAGUAUGGAGACAUGUGAUGAAGACCCUCCUCUUGUGCUCGUUAUUCAACUGGGGUUUCAUUCGCCACAGCAGUCAUCACUACAAUGGCCUAAAGAGAGAAGAGAGAAUGCUCAACUUGACUGGGUCUAAUGUUGCAACGUUGUUUAAGCUUUGCAAAUAUUGUGCGAU
This is a messenger RNA of Mugil cephalus (flathead mullet), 921 nucleotides long. RefSeq names its product zinc finger and BTB domain-containing protein 34-like. Gene Ontology annotation, biological process: regulation of transcription by RNA polymerase II. The transcript is spliced from 4 exons. The record is from RefSeq and is a predicted model, not a curated record. The coding region runs from base 154 to 882 and encodes 242 amino acids. NCBI's taxonomy places the organism in Eukaryota, Metazoa, Chordata, Actinopteri, Mugiliformes, Mugilidae. Gene Ontology annotation, molecular function: DNA-binding transcription factor activity, RNA polymerase II-specific; RNA polymerase II cis-regulatory region sequence-specific DNA binding; protein binding.